Molecule: messenger RNA, 333 nt
Organism: Mytilus californianus (California mussel)
Lineage: Eukaryota; Metazoa; Mollusca; Bivalvia; Mytilida; Mytilidae
Product: low-density lipoprotein receptor-related protein 8-like
Exons: 3
Coding region: 1-333 (110 amino acids)
Molecular function (GO): protein binding
Source: RefSeq, a predicted model, not a curated record
AUGUUUACCUGUGGAAAUGAAGAAGUUAUAUCACAGUUAGCAGUUUGUGAUUCUUAUAAUGAUUGUUCUGACAAUUCUGAUGAAAAAUAUUGUGGAACAGCAUGUUUAAGUUCCCAGUACCAAUGUGCAGAUGGUUCAUGUAUACAAUUUACCUUCUUCUGUGACCACAUAGUGCACUGUAAUGAUGGAUCAGACGAACAUCACUGCCGAUGGGGAAGUUGUACAAACGGAGAAUGGCAGUGUGACAACAAACAGUGUAUUCCUUCAGCACAACGCUGUGACGUCACAAUCGAUUGUCUUGAUGGAUCGGAUGAGAACAGUUGUGGUAUAUAA